UGAAACUGUGUCACUACAAAAACCCAAAGGAAAAGUGGUUUAUUUGCUAUCGGUGUCAAUUUAUAAGGAAAGCGAAGACUAAUUGUUGUCUUUCUGACAUAGGUUCGCGUCGAGUAUCGCCUUAAAUAAAAAAAUAAUAAUCUAACAAGUUCAAGCCGUCUCACAGCAGCCCUCGAUGUGUUUCCAUUAAGAUCACAUGAUCUAGCAGCUAGCCGCGCUAUUAGCACACAGUCACUGAGUGUUGAACAGGAAACGCAGCGACCUGGUGUGUUUUUGACCUGUCAGGCGAAUGAAACCAUAACAUUUCAGAUAUUUCGCCAGUUGUUCUCCCGGCGGCUGCCUGGUUAAAACCGACGAGCACACUAAGGGGAAUCGUUUCGAUAGAAGAUUUUCUUCUAUGGCUGCCAUCAGCAAAAUUAAGCAAAUGAGCAUGUGAUCUACCAGCAUCUGAUCUGGACAAGCGGAGGAGGACGACAUCAAACUGGGGUAAAAUAGAGAAAAUAGAAACUACAAGGUGUUUGACUAGUAGCGAAGAGCCAUGACGGCAAGGAAGUCCCUGCUUAAAGUCAUCUUGCUCGGUGACGGCGGCGUUGGAAAGAGCUCCAUAAUGAACCGGUACGUCACCAACAAGUUCGACGCCCACCUCUUCCACACCAUCGGCGUCGAGUUCCUAAACAAGACCCUGGAGGUGGACGGGAGUCAGGUAACCCUACAGAUCUGGGACACCGCCGGCCAGGAGCGCUUUCGCAGCCUGAGGACUCCUUUCUACCGGGGCUCCGACUGCUGCCUGCUCACCUUCAGCGUGGAUGACAACCAGAGCUUCCUCAACCUGAGCAACUGGAAGAAGGAGUUCAUCUACUACGCUGACGUCAAGGAGCCGGAGAACUUCCCGUUUGUGGUGCUGGGCAACAAAGUGGACGUCACAGAGAGGCAGGUGUCUGCGGAGGAGGCUCGGAUGUGGUGCCAGGAAAACGGCGACUACCCGUAUUUUGAGACCAGUGCCAAGGACGCCACGAAUGUAGCGGUGGCUUUCGAGGAAGCGGUGCACAGAGCGUUAGCCGCAGACGACAAAGCGGAUCACCUCAUCCCCACGGACACGGUCAAGCUCCACAGAAAGCCCCGCUCUGCUACUGCUUGCUGCUCGUAAAAUCCUCAAGCGAUCACUAACAAUCCUGUUAUGCCUGUCAUGUUUUGAGGCUGUAGGCAUAAUAUGCUGUAGUAAUAAAUUAUGCCUCUCGCCUUUUUUUUUUUUUUUCUGAUUUUUUUUUUUUUUUCUUCCCAAGGUUUAAUGAAGCGAGCUGUUGGGACUUCUGCCCGAGACGCACAAGUAACACUAAAUCUAUCCAUGACCGAUUACGAACUCGAGAGACUUGAUACAUUGAUUCAGCUUUGGCGCAUUUUAAAAUUCAGACUGUCUUUAAACAUCAACAUACUCAUUGUGCCACAUUGCAGCUGUCAUAACGACAAAUGCAUCAUGUUUAGACGUGCGAGCGAAUAUUACUGGGCUUCCAAAUCUAACUCCCAGGUGUGAUUGUGCAGGGCAGUUGCAAAUAUUUAUGUAAAGAAUUUAAUUGCGUAACAUUCAAAUCGUUUGUAUCACCUAAUAACCAUGUUUCUAAUGACUAUAAAGUAGCUAAACGCCGUCUUUAGAAAAGCUAACCACAGAGACCUUUGAUUACUACCCCUUAAGACCGUGUAACGUGUUUGCAUCAUUAAUAAAUUAAAGCUGCGUGUCGAAGAAACCCUGAAGAACGUGUUCCCCUCUGGAGAGAAACUUAAAGCAUAACAUGCAUGGCGAGUUUGACCCUCCAGGUUUCCACAGACGGUUGUUUUCGGUGACUGAGCUGGUGUCUAAAUUGCAAUCAUUUCUAUUUUUUAAUUUGAUUAAAAAAAAAGCUUUACUUUAGGCCUUGUUUUAAAAAAAAGUAUAUAUAUAAAAUUCCUUAAUGCACUCUUUUGACGUUGAAGUUCUUUAGAAAAAUAAUCUCAAUCAUUUUAAAUUUAAUGAAUCCCUUUUUCUUAAGUGUAUCUUAUUGAAUCUAGUAUAGAAAGCUGAGGCAUGUUAGGAGGGCAAAAAGUGACACAAUUCAUCAAAUAAUCUCAAACAUUUAUGUAUGUGAACUAAAACUUUAAUACAUACAUUUGAAUAUUUAUAUAAAGGCAUCUAAUUUGUAAUAUACCUGUUAAAACUAAAAUGUAUGUUCAGUGGUAUUUAUUUUUCCAUGUUUCCUGUGCUAAAAUCUGUCAAGAAACGACUUAAACUGUGAUUGUGGCUCAUCAAUGGGACCCUAACACAACUCCACACCAUUUUAACUAUAGACCAGUUAACUUUUCUAUUACACUGCCGGCUAACUUUGAUGGGUGAAAUGUACCGGUCAAGUAAAUUUGUGAUGUGCUUCAACUUAAAUGCUGAAAUUAUAUCUGCACUGAAUUUUAUGAUUUCAAAUUUCAAUUCAUGAUUAGAAAAUGUUAUGUUUACAGUUUUGAGAAAUAUAUGUAUUUAUUUGAUAGGUUUUCAAUUUCAUGUCUUAUAUACCUGCUUAUUACUGAUUUCUGUAAUGCAUUGUGACAUUUUUGGCCCUCGUCAGGCUGGUAUUUAAAAUGAGAAACACUCAGAAUGCUCUGAUCACUUUGCUUUGUAACCUGAAGAUUAACUGCUGACAAGUCAGUUUAUUAUUCUAGAGAUUAAAGUAAAUAAAACGCUUCUGGUGGAGAUCUGA
Molecule: messenger RNA, 2720 nt
Organism: Fundulus heteroclitus (mummichog)
Lineage: Eukaryota; Metazoa; Chordata; Actinopteri; Cyprinodontiformes; Fundulidae
Gene: rab9a
Product: RAB9A, member RAS oncogene family
Exons: 3
Coding region: 539-1147 (202 amino acids)
Biological process (GO): retrograde transport, endosome to Golgi
Cellular component (GO): lysosome; late endosome; phagocytic vesicle
Molecular function (GO): GTPase activity; GTP binding
Source: RefSeq, a predicted model, not a curated record